Crotalus tigris (Tiger rattlesnake) is the source of this 2476-nucleotide messenger RNA. Its product is annotated as sulfotransferase 2B1-like. Bases 156 to 1052 code for a protein of 298 amino acids. NCBI's taxonomy places the organism in Eukaryota, Metazoa, Chordata, Lepidosauria, Squamata, Viperidae. The record is from RefSeq and is a predicted model, not a curated record. Gene Ontology annotation, molecular function: sulfotransferase activity. Gene Ontology annotation, biological process: sulfation. Gene Ontology annotation, cellular component: cytoplasm. The transcript is spliced from 7 exons.
UCGCCUUCGCGGCGAUCGCGGCGGGGGGGGGGAGGGAUCGGGGUUUAUUAAGAAGAGACUGCAAAGGCGGGUUGGAAAAAAGCCGUGGUAGAAAAAUCGGAUUUUCUUUGGAGAACAGACGUCCGUCUGGAGUCCAGAACUAAAAGAGCAAAACAAUGGCCAAACGGAUUGUUGAGUCUAUUCAGUAUGGAGGAAUCACUUUUCCAAGCAUUGUGCAUAGUGAAGAGAGUGUUCGCUACGCUCACCGGUGUUUCCAAGUGCGGGACAGUGAUGUCUUCAAUGUUACAUACCCCAAAUCUGGAACAACUUGGAUGCAAGAAAUUCUUACUUUGAUCUAUAGCAAUGGAGAUCCCACAUUCUCACAGUCAGUCCCUUGUUGGGAACGGGUGCCCUGGGUUGAACAGAAGACAGCAGCCCAGUACUUGGAGAACCGACCCUCCCCUCGGCUCAUUACCUCUCAUUUGCCUGCAACAAUCUUUCCAGAAAAGUUCUUCUCUUCGCAAACUAAGGCUAUUUACACUGUCCGUGACCCCAAGGAUGUCUGUGUAUCACUCUACCAUUAUGCCAAGAUGUCUUCAUUUCUGGAGUUUAGAGAGGAUUUUGGAGAAUUUAUUGAGCUAUUUUCAGCAGGGAAACUUCUCUUUGGCACCUGGUUUGAUCAUGUCAAAAGCUGGUUGGCUUACAAAAAUGAGAAGAAGUUUCUCCUUCUGGUCUAUGAUGACUUGCUAAAGGAUCUACGUGGCAGUGUUGUUCGCAUCUGUGAAUUCCUAGGCAAGAAUUUGGAUCCUGCUGCUGUUGACUCAGUGGUGGAAAAUGCUUCCUUUGGCGUGAUGAAGAGCAACAAGAUGGUGAAUUACACCAUGGUUCCUGAAGAACUGAUGGACCAAAAGAUCAGCACGUUCCUCAGGAAGGGGAUUUCUGGGGACUGGAAAACUCACUUUACUGAAGAGCAAAGUGUUGCUUUCCACCAGCUCUACCAGGAAAAUAUGAAUGGUCUAGAGACCAACUUUCCUUGGGAGGAAUUUCAAGCUGAAAACCAUCAGGAAAUUUGAGAUUUUGGAUGGCAGGGAGCAAUGCUGCAAUCAAAAAAAUGCCAAACUUUGUGAAUUAAAAUAUAUUUCAUUCAAUAUAGGUAGUCCUUGAAUUAUAACUGCAAUCAGAAUCGGGAUUGCUGUUGCUAAAAAAUACAAUUGUAAAGCACAACAUUACCUGACCACAUCACUUAGCGGCAGCAAUCCAGACCUAGUUGUUGUUGUAACCCAAGAUAUGCAAGUUAUUAUGUGUGAAGCAGAACAAGUCCCAGGUCAGGAGUGAGCAGGUGCCACAGGGGGGUGGGGGAGGUCCUGAAAGACCUGGUCCAGGCCAUGAGGGUGUGGGUGUGCGUGCAUAAUGUGUGGGCAUAGGGAAGCCAAGGAGAGGGUGUGGGGUGCAGGCAUGUGCAUAUUGUGUGUGUCAGUUCAGGGGAUUGUGGAAAGAUGACAAGGGGAAUGUGAGAGUAUGUGAGCACAGGGAGGCUGGAGAAAGGGGCAGGUUCUGUGUGAUUGUGGGGAGGUUGUGGAAAAAGGCUACUUGUAGAUGAGCAGGCUAAGGUAGAGUUAAAUAUUUCAUCUGUUUGCAGUCAUUGCGCAGUCAAAGAAACUGUGAAUUCUGUUGACCUUUUAUCUAGUGUCAAUUUAUCUUUGACCGUUAGUUUUACCAGAUUCUUUUGUAUUGGUAGCAACAAUAAAUGUUUUAGUAUUUUGAACUCAAUGAGUGCUCUUGAUUAGACAAUAUGGAGCAUGUGUGAAUGAAAGGGGAAGGAAGGUGUGAUGUGUACACGAGUGAAGAAAGUGUGUGUGGGGGGAACCUCCCCGAGUGACAUGCAGUCUUCCUUGCCAGAUUCCCCGUUGACUUUGCUCUUGGGAAGCCAGCAGGGAAGGUCACAAAUGCUGAUCAUGUAACUGUGAGCCACCACAACUGGUAGUAUGCGUGAGCUGGUUGACAGGCACUUGAAUUCAAACAACUGGUGUGUGUGUGUGUGUGUGUGUGUGUGUGUGUGUGUGUGUGUGUGUAGGCACUAUAACAGCCAGAAUUUUGAAUACUAGUCAUAGUUAUGUCCCUUCAUGCAGGGUUGUUGUAACUCCACACACGGUCGCUGAAUGAAUGAUUGCAACUUGAGGACUACCUUAGGCCCUACUCAUGUUAACUAUAGUAUAGGGAUCCCAAGUCUUUGCAAUGUUUUGAAUUUCUGGGCAAAUUCAUGCUUUGUGCCUUUAAGUCUCUAACAUACUAUGAAAAUAGUAGAAAAGAGAAAAGGUGGAUUUUUUUUUCUGAACUAAGCAAUCUGAAGUGGUGGCAUUCCAUAUUUGAGUUGUGUUUCACAAGAAAAAAACAAUAAUUUCUCAAAACAAAGAGUUUUAUUUAGGUUCUUUUUUACAUGCUAUUUUCUUCCUGCAGGGACUUUUUGAAAUCAUGGAAUAAAUAUAAAACAAAAGUU